GCUGUGAAGGAGAAAAUACACCUCUUGAGUUUUUACCUGUGAACACAAUAGCACUGAGAGACAAUCAGAGAGCAAAGAGGAGGAGAUUGGCCAGUCACACCAAGAGACACCAAAGUUGAAAGUUUCAGUUUUUUCUUUUUUUCCCCCCUGUUUCAUUUUCCCCACCGUGUGUCACUACAAUGGUCAGAAAGCCUGUCGUGUCCACCAUCUCCAGUGGAGGGUACCUGCAGGGGAAUGUGCAGGGGAGGCUGCCUGCCCCGGGGGGCAAGGAGCCCCCCGCGCAGGAGACGGUGGUGCUGAGGAAGAAAAUCACCUUGCUGAGGGGCAUCUCCAUCAUCACGGGCACCAUCAUCGGAUCGGGAAUCUUCAUCUCUCCCAAGGGCGUGCUCCAGAACACGGGCAGCGUGGGCAUGUCUCUGAUUGUCUGGACAGUCUGUGGGGUCCUGUCCCUGUUUGGAGCCAUGUCCUAUGCUGAACUGGGAACAAGUAUAAAGAAAUCUGGUGGUCAUUAUACAUAUAUCCUGGAAGUCUUCGGCCCAUUACCAGCUUUUGUAAGAGUCUGGGUAGAACUGCUCAUAAUCCGCCCUGCAGCCACUGCGGUGAUAUCUCUGGCCUUUGGACGCUACAUUCUGGAACCAUUUUUUAUUCAGUGUGAGAUUCCUGAACUGGCAAUCAAGCUCAUUACUGCUGUGGGCAUAACUGUAGUGAUGGUCCUCAAUAGCAUGAGUGUCAGCUGGAGUGCCCGGAUUCAGAUUUUCCUAACCUUUUGCAAGCUCAUAGCAAUUCUGAUAAUUAUAGUCCCUGGAGUUAUGCAGCUAAUUAAAGGACAAACACAACACUUCAAAGAUGCCUUUUCAGGAAGAGACGCAAGUAUUAUGGGCCUGCCACUGGCUUUUUAUUAUGGGAUGUAUGCAUACGCUGGCUGGUUUUAUCUCAACUUUGUUACUGAGGAAGUAGAAAAUCCUGAAAAAACUGUCCCCCUUGCCAUCUGUAUAUCCAUGGCCAUCGUCACCGUCGGCUACGUGCUGACCAACGUGGCCUACUUCACGACCAUCAGCGCUGAGGAGCUCCUGCAGUCCGAUGCCGUGGCUGUGACCUUUGCUGAGCGGCUACUGGGAAAUUUCUCAUUAGCAGUUCCGAUCUUUGUUGCCCUCACCUGCUUUGGCUCCAUGAAUGGUGGUGUAUUUGCUGUCUCCAGGUUAUUCUAUGUUGCGUCGCGAGAGGGUCACCUUCCAGAAAUCCUCUCCAUGAUUCAUGUCCGCAAGCACACUCCUCUGCCAGCUGUUAUUGUUUUGUACCCUCUGACGGUGGUGAUGCUCUUCUCUGCGGACCUCUACAGUCUCUUGAAUUUCCUCAGUUUUGCCAGGUGGCUUUUUAUCGGGCUGGCGGUUGCUGGGCUGAUCUACCUUCGCUACAAGCGCCCAGAUAUGCAUCGUCCUUUCAAGGUGCCGCUGUUUAUCCCAGCGCUGUUUUCCUUCACAUGCUUCUUCAUGGUGGCCCUCUCCCUUUAUUCGGACCCGUUUAGCACGGGGAUUGGCUUCAUCAUCACGCUGACAGGGGUCCCUGCUUACUACCUUUUUAUCAUAUGGGACAAGAAACCCAAGUGGUUUAGAAGAAUGUCAGGCAGAAUAACCAGAACAUUACAAAUAAUACUGGAAGUUGUACCAGAAGAAGCUUGUCAUAAAGUAUGAAUUAAUGCAUUGGAAAUCGUGGCAGUCUCUCCUUGGCCUUGUUUCUGCCCAAAGGGCUGAAACAAAAUAUGGACGUUCACUUCAUUUUAUGAAAACCCAGAAGAUUCCAGCUCUGGUGAUGGACUAAAGGAAUCAGUUAUUUCUAUUCAUAUCGUUUAGCAUAUUCAAACUGGUUUCUAAGAAAUGUAGUUAUAACUCCAUGUAGUUGGAGAAAGCUGAUAGGCAACUUAUACCCUGAGUUCCCACGAUUCUUGCGUCCUGAUGCCUAACCUGUUGAGGUGAGGGGAAAAUACUAUGGAACGGACAGUUGCUUCAGUGGUCUGUCUCUACAACAUAUCAUGGUGAAAACCUUCACAAGGAAGACUGAGUUGUUUUCUGUAUAUAUGGGAUUUGUAAAAACAAUUUUUACAUUGUAGAGAUGACCAUACUGUGAAAAGUGUUUUCUAUUAAUCAAAAGAAAGGGGGGAAAAAAGCAUACAUCAACAUUAUGGACCAAGGAAAGAAAGAAAUUUGUUUCACGUUGGCAUUGCAUUGCUUCCCUAUAGAUACCGACUUAGGUAUCAUUCAUCUUUUAAGGGGUGAUACUCAAAGCAUUUUGAACAAAGGGCAGAGGGGAUAUGCCUCAUGUUUAAUGAACACUUUAAAGAAGAGCUUUUAGGAGCUAUUGUUUAUGGGACAAACCCAAGAAUUAUGUGUAAGUAAAAACCCUUGAGGGUUUAUUAUGUUAGGAUGUUUUUCGCUUGUCAGCAGCAGGCUCCGUGGUUGGGUGGCAUUUUGUG
Molecule: messenger RNA, 2470 nt
Organism: Pteronotus mesoamericanus
Lineage: Eukaryota; Metazoa; Chordata; Mammalia; Chiroptera; Mormoopidae
Gene: SLC7A11
Product: solute carrier family 7 member 11
Exons: 12
Coding region: 180-1691 (503 amino acids)
Biological process (GO): amino acid transmembrane transport
Cellular component (GO): membrane
Molecular function (GO): L-amino acid transmembrane transporter activity
Source: RefSeq, a predicted model, not a curated record